This is a messenger RNA of Penicillium canescens, 1446 nucleotides long. RefSeq names its product putative MFS transporter. Lineage: Eukaryota; Fungi; Ascomycota; Eurotiomycetes; Eurotiales; Aspergillaceae. Gene Ontology annotation, biological process: transmembrane transport. Gene Ontology annotation, molecular function: transmembrane transporter activity. The coding region runs from base 1 to 1446 and encodes 481 amino acids. The record is from RefSeq and is a predicted model, not a curated record. The transcript has 6 exons.
AUGUCAAUUGACCCUAGGCUCUUCCCCAAGCGGGUGACGUAUAGCGCCCUGCUUACCGUCAAUGUAUUCGUGUUCAUGGGUAAUAUGUAUUCCUCCGGUAUUGCGACAGGGUUCGGGUCCCUAGCUGCCGAAUUUCAUACGCCCUUCUCCACGCUUGCGGAUUUGAUCGCUUAUUCGGUGCUGGCUAUGGGGUUGGCCAACCUGUUUUGGAUGCCCUUGGCCCUGACUUUCGGCAAGCGGCCCAUCGUCAUCAUUUCAAUGGCCAUGUUCCUGGGUGGUAUUAUUUGGAGUGCCGUUGCGAAGGACUACAACAGUUUAUUUGCCUCGCGAGUCUUUGCUAGUUUUGGAUAUGGCUCAAUUGAGUCUCUCGGUCCUAGCAUUCUGGCUGAUCUAUUCUACGAACGAAACUACUCUAGCGCCAUGGCUGUCUAUGCUGCCUUCCUAUCCGGUGGAUCGCAGAUUGGUCCAGUCAUCGCCGGUUAUCUGAUCGAAGCUAAGGGAUGGAGAUGGUUCUUCAUUCUCUGCGCCAUAAUCGCCGCAGUCAACCUCGUAACAACCAUCUUCAUGCUCCCGGAGACUCUCUACGAAGUAGAACAGGAGCCCGAGGUCGUCAACGACAUCGAGAAAGACGCCCACAGCCACGUCGAGGCAGUCACCCGCACCGAGACCCGUACCGAGGCUCGUGUCAAGAUGGAUUACGCUACAUACUGGAGAGACCUCUGGUCAUUCACCCUAUCCAAGGAAGCAAAGGAACGCGGCAUCCUCAAGCAUCUCGUCUACCUCUGCAUUCUUCCCUUCCCUAUGCUCCUCGUCCCAGGAGUCCUGGUCGCGACAGUCAUGUAUGGCGUGGUUCUUGGAGCCGUCGUCAUCAUCUCAACCAUCGCCCCGGACCUCUUCUCCCCACCACCCUACCUCUUCUCCUCCGCCGACCUCGGCCUCUUCACAUUCAGCAGCUUUGUCGGUAUCAUAGUAGCAUGGCCAAUCGCCGGUCCCUUAACCGAUCGCCUCUCCCGCUGGCUCCGCAACCGCAACAACGGAGUCCACAAGCCUGAGCAUCGUCUUCCAGCCUUGAUUUUCCCAUUCCUCAUCUGCCCCAUCGGACUAGUUGUCUUCGGGUACACUGUCGCACGCCACCAGCACUAUAUCCGUCCCGCUGUUGGAUCCGCUAUCUGUGCAGCGGGUCUGACACUCGUGCCGUCGGUUAUGCUGUCUUAUGUUGUGGACUCGUAUCCUCGCACGAGUGGUGAGGCAUUGGUACUAGUUAACACGUCUAAGAAUGUGGUUGCUUUUGGUCUUACUAAAGGUGCUUAUUCUUGGAUGGCUAAGGAGGGCGUUGAUAAGAUGCUUUAUGAGUUUGCUGGUAUUGAGUGGGCUGUGUUGUUCUUGGCCUUGCCGCUGUAUAUCUUUGGUCCUUGGAUUCGGCGCCGGACGCAGAAGUACUUCUAG